This is a messenger RNA of Myxocyprinus asiaticus (Chinese sucker), 3110 nucleotides long. RefSeq names its product histidine triad nucleotide binding protein 2 (gene hint2). Lineage: Eukaryota; Metazoa; Chordata; Actinopteri; Cypriniformes; Catostomidae. The record is from RefSeq and is a predicted model, not a curated record. Gene Ontology annotation, cellular component: mitochondrion; cytoplasm. The transcript is spliced from 5 exons. The coding region runs from base 123 to 644 and encodes 173 amino acids. Gene Ontology annotation, molecular function: hydrolase activity.
GUAAGGCGGGACUUCCUUUUCUACAUCCGUCAUAUUGGGCAAGUGCUCCUUCUCUGCUGAACUGUGUCUGGAGUUGGUCAUCAGGGUUUAUUCUAAAGUGUUGGACGUUGUUUGUCCUUUCAAUGACAGCCCGCAGUAUUUUACUAACCCGACGGGUUUUGCCUUUUGGAUAUAAUUUACAGCGAGCCAUACCUGUGAAGGUGUUUAUUUUUAUGUUAUGCACACUCUGUCGGAGUAGCUUCUGCUCUUCAAAGCGCGAUGAGGUUCGCCUGGCAGAAGAGGCCAGCAAGAAAUAUGGAAAACCUGAGCCCACUAUAUUUUCAAAAAUAAUUGAUAAAACUAUUCCUGCAAACAUAAUCUAUGAGGAUGACAAGUGUCUAGCUUUCAGAGAUGUAAGCCCACAGGCUCCUGUACAUUUCCUGGUUAUUCCAAGGAUUCCUAUUCCAAGGAUCAGUGAAGCACACGAUGAUGAUGCCCCGCUUCUUGGGCAUCUGUUGAUGGUGGCCAAAAAUGUAGCAAAGAAAGAAGGGCUGGAUGAAGGAUACAGAGUUGUGAUUAAUGAUGGGAAAAAUGGGGCGCAGUCUGUCUACCACCUCCACGUCCAUGUUCUCGGAGGACGGCAAAUGAGAUGGCCUCCAGGAUAGAUGAACCCUCUGUCAGUGAAUCAAAAUGAAUGCUUCACAUUUUUGGAGCAGAGGAGUGUACAAAAAAAUGGAAAUAAGUCAAAGAUCAUCAAAUAAUUCUGAACAAGAGAGGCUGAAAAAAAGUAAUAAUUUUUUUUUACAUUAAAACAUAUUUUUAUUGAUGUUUGUUGAGUUUAAUUUACAAUAGAUGAUUUGCUUUGGUUUGGUUACACAGUUGAUAAUUAAACGUUUUGGUUAGUUUUACAAGUUUCAUAGAGUGAUACUAGCAUUUUGCAGACUGGACAUAUUAAAUAUUCACAUUUAACUAUUUCAUGUUGGGCUUUCUAAAGUAUAUUAGACACAUUACAACAUCCCACCAACUGUUAAAUUUUAAGAACAGAAUAGCUAAAUUAUUGGGCAAUGAUAAUACAGUGGAAAGAAUAAGUGUGUGAAUCCUUUGGAAUUAGCAGGUUUUCUGCAUUAUUUAGUCAUAAAAUGUGAUUUCAUCUUCAUCAAGUAUAGACAAACACAGUGUGCUUAAGCUAACAACACACAAACAAUUAUAAUCUUUCAUGUCUUUAUUGAACACAUCCCAUUAAACAUUAACAGUGCUGUGGAAAAAGUAAGUGAACCCUUGAAUUUAAUAACUGGCCUAUCCUCCUUUGGCAGCAAUAACCUCAACCAAGCAAUUCUGGUAGCUGCGGAUUAGAUCUGCACAAUGUUCAGAAGGAAAAUUUCAUCUUUGCUGGAUGGCCACUUUUAGGGAGAGUAGCCACAGUACUAAAUCGUCUCCAUUUAUAGACCAUUUGUCUUACUGGACAGAUGAAUAUCUAAACUAUUGCAACCUUUCUAGAAUAUCUAAACUUUGUAACCUUUUCCAACUUUGUGCAAAGCAUCAAUUCUUGGUCGUUCUGGUGAAUCGCAAACUCAAAAUGUUGAGUGCUUUUUAUAUAUCAAAGAAGCUCUAACCCACACCUCCACAUCCUAGUUUCAUUAUGCCUCAAAGUUUGCUGGACAAAGCCUCAACUUGCACCUUGGCACAUUUUUAGGAAUGUCAAAGAUUUCUUAAAUUGAUAUGCCCUUUGCAAACUGAAAAAUUGACCACACACCUAAUAUAUACCCAAAAUUCUGAACACAACACUUAGUGUUGAAUCUGAAAUCUCGGACGUGGUUUGACCUCAACUGAAGUCAUUCGGUAGAGAUGUUUUACUGCGACUGGUGGCGUGAUCAACCCAGUAUAAGAGGUUUCUGUGUGUCACACUUGAAUGUGUUUAUAGGAAAUGGACAUUCACCUUGUUUGCUAAAAUGUCAGGUUUGUCAGUGCAGGCAUCAACUCAUGUCUUUGUUGAACUGGGGAUUAUACUGUAACGAUUCUCUGAAAUUAAACCUUGUUAAUUAUAUCACAAUGUUACAAAAUGGGACUUGAGAUUUGAGGAGUUCAAUCAUGAUUAUUCAUAUCAAACAUGUUCAGCCAUGGUAGUAAAAUAUUGAAUGUUGGUUAUCUUAUCAUUUCUGUUACUUUCUGGAAUGAUAGUCUCUCACCUCUUUCAUGCUAUCUGUUGGUUACAAGUGUACUAUAGCUUUAGGAAUUGUAUAAAACCUCAAAAAAGAAAAUGUACAUGAACAAUGUGCAAAUGAGUAAACAGCUGAAUUGACUUGUCACCCUUAUAAAAAGCAUACAAUACCAAAAGCAGACCCAAAGACAUCAAUGCUCUAACAUUAAAAGAUGAUCUGUUGUAUUACUGCAAGAGGGACAAUGCCUUGAAAUGCAGCUUGAAGAGGAAGUUAUUUUAGAUUGCAAAUACUAGUGAAGUAUCAGUCCUGAUAAUAUUUGCAUGAUAUGCAUCAAAUAUGAUGUAUCCAAAUGUAUCAUUUCAUUCAUGUACUGUAUUGAAGUCUGUGGCGCAGGUAUGCAAGUUUAUAUAAGAAUGUUUAUUAGAUCAUUUAUAAGACUGUAUAGACUGUGUAAUGUUUUAUUACAGGCUAAUAACAAAUUGGUGAAACGUUUCCUCCAUUUAGUGUAGUGUACCAAAUUAAAUUUACAUGUAUUUUCUUGGCAUACUAUUGCUGGACUUUUUGAAAGUUAGGGUUUCAUUGAUUGUAAAUGCAUUCGUCCGGGCAUAUAAAUAAAAAUUUGUGUGCAGAUCCCACCAGCAUGAUAAAACACUUGUUUUAUCACUUGCUCAACAAGUCAAGUCACCUGACAUGAUAAUGUUCAGGCUGUGGGUCCAUAGGUUUCCUCUGUAGUGCAGUUCCUCUUAUAAGUAUUCACAGCACGUGGAGAAACAUCCAUAUUUAUUGUACGUACUGUAAGGCAAAAUUGUGUUGCAUUCAGCUUUUUCUCUGAAACAUCAGGCUACAAAUCUCCAACAAAACACAAACUCCAGUGUAAACAUGUAAGUAGUCCUUACGUCAUUCUUUGGUUAAAAUUAUAUUGUUCAAUGAAAUUUAGAUAAAUAAUGUGAAUAAAUUAUGUGUAAAAUUGAA